UCUGUCUCUGACCGACCAUCUUCUUCUUCCUCCUCCUCAUCAAGCAAGAGGCCAAAGGCGCAAGCUUUAUUAGGUGGCCGCAAUUCAACUCGCAGCAGCCGCAUGCGGCCGCCCUCCGAUCUGGGCGGGCAGUAGCAAGGAAGGAAGGGGAAGCAAGCGAGCAAGCUGCCUCGCCCAUGGUUGCCCUCUGGAAGCGCAAGCCCAAGCCGGAGCCGGAGCCGGAGAAGGAGAAGGAGAAGGAUCGGCGGAUGUGCAAGACCAAGAGCUCCGUCGCCACCGCCGCCUCCGUCUCCUCCAUGGCCGCAUCGGCCUCCACCGCCACCGCGGCCACCACCCCAAGAAAGCACCAGAGGUCGCCGCGCACCACCGCCAACUACUCCACCUCCUCCGCCGCCCCCUCCACCUCCUCCUCCUCCGCCGCCUCCCUCCAGGCCCUCCGCGACUCCCUCCCUGACCUCCCGCUCCUCCUCACCUUCCACGAGCUCGCCGCCGCCACCGCCAACUUCUCCUCCUCCCACCGCCUCACCCCCGCGGGUAAUUCCUCCUCGUCGUCCUUCAGCUGCUCCCUCCGCGGCCACUCCGCCGCCGUCUUCCGCCGCCCGCUCCGCCGCGACCCGGCCCACGUCUCUGCCCGCCUCGCCGUUCUUGGCCACUGCCACCACGCCGCCAUCGCCCGCCUCCUCGGCGCCGCCGCGUCGCCCGACGGCUCCCUCUUCCUCGCCUACGAGCUCCUCCACGACGCGUCCCCGCUGUCCGCGCUGCUCCGCAACCCGAACAACCCAAGCUUCACCCCGCUCGCGUCGUGGCAGUCCCGGCUCAAGAUCGCCGCCGACCUCUGCGACGCGCUCCACUACGUCCACCUCCAGGCCGACACCGUCCACAACCGCCUCUCCGCCUCCACCGUCCUCGUCUGCGGCGAAGGCCCGCACCUCCGCGCCAAGAUCGCCCACUUCGGCGCCGCCGAUCUCGCAGGCGAGCUCCCGGAAAGCGACAAGACGGACCAGGGUUCAUCCGGCGAGGGCCACCGCCGCACGGGAAGCCGGGGGAGGCGGAUCGAGGGCACGCGAGGGUACAUGGCGCCGGAGCUGAUCGCCGGUGGAGCGCCGUCGCGGCGGUCGGACGUGUACGCGCUCGGCGUGGUGCUGCUUGAGCUGGUGUCCGGGCAGGAGCCGGUGAAGUACGAGUACAACAAGGCGACGGGGGAGUACGAGAGGACGUCGCUGAUCGAGAGCGCGGAGGCCGCGGCGGCGGAGGGCGGAGGGGAGGCGAUGCGGCGGUGGGUGGACCGGAGGCUCAGGGACUCGUUCCCCGUGGACGCGGCGGAGGCGCUGACAACGCUGGCGCUCCGGUGCGUGGCCAAGGACCGCGCGGCGCGGCCGGAGAUGUCGUGGGUCGCCGCCAAGGUGUCCAAGCUCUUCCUGGAGGCGCAGGACUGGGCCGACAAGUUCCGCGUCCCCACCGACAUCUCCAUCUCCAUUGCCCCCAGGUGAAGUUCGGUGAGGCCAGCUCGCCGGAGAACGAUUGCUCACCGGCUCAUGCAUCCUGACAGUAAAAAAAGAUGCAUUUUUUUUCAUGUGGUUUCGUUGUUAAUCAGGCGAUGUAUAGAUAGUUUUUCUUGUUAUAGUUGAUCUGCAGUGACAACAGAUUUAGUAGUGUUAAUAUAGGAGAUUUAGCUAACAUGAUUGACACAAAUGUGGGUGAGGUAGAUCGAAUUGCAAGCACAAUGCUAACACUGAAAUAGAGCCUGAUGAUUUCAGAAUGUAUAUAUCUCCAUCCAUAUCUAUAUAUCUUAUACUCCGGUGAUUUGGAUGUUGAAUACGAGUACUUUAUUAGUUGUAAUC
Messenger RNA from Oryza brachyantha (malo sina), 1841 nucleotides. RefSeq names its product lysM domain receptor-like kinase 3. Gene Ontology annotation, biological process: protein phosphorylation. NCBI's taxonomy places the organism in Eukaryota, Viridiplantae, Streptophyta, Magnoliopsida, Poales, Poaceae. The coding region runs from base 177 to 1490 and encodes 437 amino acids. Gene Ontology annotation, molecular function: ATP binding; protein kinase activity. The record is from RefSeq and is a predicted model, not a curated record. The transcript has a single exon.